AUGGCUUCUAUGGAAAUGCACGCGUUUUCUCACGAUUCACUGUUGGAUAAUCAGCUUCCGGACCUGGUAGAGGAAAGAAUUGAUACUGCGUAUGGAAAAGUGAAAAUCUCAAUCUAUGGAAAUCGCGAUAAACAUCCUCUCAUUACAUUUCAUGAUCUUGCUCUUGACUCUGACAGCAACUUUCAAAAUUUCUUCCAAUUCGUAUCUAUUGCUGAGUUUACGGAGAAGUUUUGUAUCUACAACAUCAAUGCUCCAGGGCAAGAGGUAGAUGCUCAGACUCUGCCAGACACAUAUGUAUACCCGUCUAUGGAUGGUCUUGCAAAAAUUGUUGAAACUGUUGUUGAUUACUAUGAACUUCAAUCUGUUAUUGCUUUUGGCGUCGGAGUUGGAGCCAAUGUUCUUCUCAGAUAUGCGCUUUUGAAUCAACGACGCCUGGACGUAUUGAUCCUUGUGAACUGUAUGGUGUGGCAAAUACUGCUGGCUGGAUUGACCAAUGGGCAUACAAAAGAACAAAUGAACCUUCGUUACCUUCGUGGUUCUGGAAUGAACACCUUCACGGUUGACUAUCUCAUGUGGCACCAUUUUGGACGUCGCUUGGACGAGUGUAGUCCGGACAUUGUGCGUCAGUAUCGUGUCCGCUCUGCUAUCGCGAUAUCACGAGACGGUCAAAGUGGCCCUCAGCUGAAUGUGCCCGUACUGCAGAUUGUUGGUGCUGGAAGCCCAUUUGUGAACGAUACUGUGGAGGUGAACACGAAACUGGAUCCCGCCCAUUCGGAUUGGCGGGGGAUCAAGGUCUCGGACGCUUGUGGUCUUGUGUUGGACGACCGCCCAGAAGUUGGUGACAGAGAGCAUGAUGCUGUUCCUACAAGGACUUGGUUUCUUCCCAACCAUGAAUGUUGUGAAAUUGAUGAAGAAGAUCCAGGACACUCAAAAUGGUUCAUACUCGGCAACGUGCGGUCACGUGAAUGA
Ostertagia ostertagi is the source of this 969-nucleotide messenger RNA. NCBI's taxonomy places the organism in Eukaryota, Metazoa, Nematoda, Chromadorea, Rhabditida, Trichostrongylidae. The record is from the annotation of a GenBank genome assembly.